Messenger RNA from Gamsiella multidivaricata, 4067 nucleotides. RefSeq lists its product as uncharacterized. The transcript has 2 exons. Bases 185 to 4009 code for a protein of 1274 amino acids. Lineage: Eukaryota; Fungi; Mortierellomycota; Mortierellomycetes; Mortierellales; Mortierellaceae. Gene Ontology annotation, biological process: regulation of transcription by RNA polymerase II. The record is from RefSeq and is a predicted model, not a curated record. Gene Ontology annotation, molecular function: DNA-binding transcription factor activity, RNA polymerase II-specific; RNA polymerase II cis-regulatory region sequence-specific DNA binding.
AGCGGGAGCAGGAGCAGGAGCAGGAGCAGGAGCAGAAUCAGCCGACUUUCGACAUUCUCAGUAUCCGCAUCAACAUCGGCAUUCUGAGCUGCAUCAGGACUCCCCCCCACCUCCUGCUUGUCAGCAGCAGCAGACAUAUCUUGGCCACCAAUCGGAAUCUUCUGCUGGGAGUUAUUGCAAGCAGAUGAAGGGAUCAUCUGCACCUUCUUUUCCUUCCUCAACAGCCCCACCACCUGUCACUGCAGGAGCCCCAGGGACCACAGCCUCAGUCCAUCGAGCGCCUUCGCCCCCAAUGAACAACCACCCUCUUCCAUUCGACCAAACUGGCCAGACCCCUCAUUUUCACCAUGCCUUCCACAGCGACCCCAACACGCCCAGCGACGGCGGUAUGGGCGGCCCUGCCCUGAACAACAAACGAAGGAGUAUAGCAGAUUCUCUCUUUGUCCCCACUAAAAGCGUCAAGGUCAAAGAAAAGAGAAACAGUGGCAGUGCGAGCAGCAUCAGCAGUGUAGAGUCCUAUCGACAAGACGAGGGCAUCAACUCAGAACACCACUCUCUCGCGGGGUGGACAAGCCAUCCCAAGUCUGCGUCUAGCACAUCCACCUCUUCCGAUGGUUCUGCGUCAGUAUUGCCGGCCCAGAGGAUGUCUUUGGAGCCUCAACAGGCAUCGCCUUCGGCCAGAAGACCCUCGACAGCCAAGGCAUCAGGCAGGGCAGCAGGCGGCUCGGCGCCCUCUCCAAAGACGUUUCAAUGCACGGGUUAUCCUGGUUGCAACAUGGUCUUCACACGCAGCGAGCAUCUUGCAAGGCACGAGAGGAAGCACACAGGGGAGAAGCCUUACAAGUGCAUCGUCGCCAACUGCCCACGUACCUUCAGCCGGUACGACAACAUGAUCCAGCACACGCAAACUCAUGGGGACCGGACCAAGAGAGACUCACUCGCCGCAGCGGCUGCAGCAGGAAAUGCGUCUCGAGCCCGGUCUUCAUCACUACACUCAAACCCUUUCCUGACUGGAAGACCUCGAGGAGGCAGUAGUCCAGUCGUAUUCGGUUCAGGAUACGACGAUCUAAAUUAUCGGUCUUUGCAGAACUCGCCUGCCUCCUCUUAUAUUGCCCAUAGUUCUGCCUUCUCGCAGCAGCAGCGCCACCCUUAUUCGCCGCAUUACCAGCAACUCCAGCAGUAUUCUCAUCAGCAACAGCAUCAAAACCAACAGCACCCUGUGCACUUGAAGUUCCCUGAUGGUACGCCUGCAAUGUCUUCACACCCAUCAAUGGCCAGCAGAACCAACGGGAGCAUUGACAGCAUUGGAAACAUCUAUGGCGGGGAUAGCCAGUCGUAUCCCCCAGAGUCAGGUCCAUCAACGCCCGUCAUCAGGACUCUUAAGGCUAAUUCGAGAAGUCUACCGCAUCUGCAGCCCCGAUCCUCUUCUAUUGUCACAGCAGACAGCCCCAGCAUGGGUCUGCAACAGAGCAUGUCCGGGAUGGAGAUUGAAGAAUUCAAGCGACGAAAAAGUGAGGUACUCUUUCCACUUUCAUUUUCAGAAGAUAGAGUUGCAGCAGGGUCUGCUUACGGCCACGCUCAAGGACUAGGCCAAGGCCAAGGCCAGGGAAUUGGGCUGGGUAUGUCAUCACCUUUAACCCCUGCAGCGUCUCAUACGCAGCCGCUUCCACAUGUGGAAAAACUGUCACCUCAGGAACAGGAGCGCCUUAUCGAGCAUCGCCGAUCUGCUCAGGCUAUACUAUGUAGGACAGGUCCAGGCGCUGGAUUGAGGGGUCAACGAGGCACAUAUGAAUCAUUUUCAGAGCAGGGCCCACUAGCAGGCGCACAGGAAGGCGUUAACAGCGGGCCCGAGAGCAUAGGAAUAGGACCGCCCCCUCCGCAUGUGCAGCAUCUGUCAACUUUGAAGAAGGAGCGACUACUGGAGCAUCGAAAGUCGACACCAGAGCUCAUGUACGACGCCAUGAAAGCCAAGAGAUCAAGCAACGAUCCGACGGAUAUGAAUGUGCUGCCUCUGCCGUCGCGCGAUUCCCGGUCAGGCGUGCAGUGGUUCUCGCAGAUCAACACACCGUCCAUUCCGUCAUUUCCAUUGCCAUUGACCUCUCGGGAUGCCCAUGGAGGAGGACCAGCAGCGAUAUCAUCAGGAAGGCGAAGGGUAGUGACUCUUGGGUCUAGCGCAGCUCAUUCUGGUGAAGGUGCAGCUGAUAUUAGCUCUCCGACUAUUUUGCCACCAAUUCUUGGAACUUAUGAUGAGCGUCACGACGAUCGUUUAACUCGGCCUCGUGCGCUCUCAGGUCAUAUCCACCCUCUGGCUCACCACGACCGCGUGGGAUCAUCUGGAUUCGUUUGGCAGCCAUUGUCGAACGAUGAGGGUAGCAAUACCAAGGAUCGUUCACAAUUUGAUCCUACGCUUUCGCCUAGGAUGGAGAGAUAUCUGGAGGAGCGGUACUAUCCGAUCCAGAAACGGGAGGUGCUUGAUGCAAUUGAACGAAUGGAUGUACGCGAGUUCCUAGGACUGAAGGCCCAGGUUGCGGGAUCGUAUGCGAGCGAACAGUUCCGGAACCCAGAGUUUUUGGGGAACAUGGCGGCGCUUCUCUGUAUCAUCCGUGCGCCACAUCCAUUCUGGAAGAGCGCAAGGCCCAAGCGGAGUAGUGGAGGCAGUAUUGAGAGUGGCAGUGAAGGCGCUGCUGGUAUUAGCCGACGACAGUCGUACAAGGACAUGGGGGUGGAUAACGUAGAGCCUAUGGAUGUGGAUGAACAGGGAACGAUGAUGGAUGUCAAGAAAGACGGAUCUAGAGCGAAUGGACGUUCAGCGGCACUCGAGCAGCCAUGUCGAUUCGCAUUGGAUAUCGACAUGGAUUCAUUCGGACGAGAUCCUGAGCCGGAACUGCGGUCGAUAGAGGGAUUGACGAUCAACAGCUUAUUCCCAACCAAGAGCUUUGUUGCGGGGUUCGAGCCCGCGAUGAUGAUGGAUCAUAGGAAGGAGAGUAAUGCAGAAGAAGAUGAGGGGUUGCCGAGGUCUGUGCAGGGGUAUCCAUCGAACGCACGGAUAGGACGUUUCUACUUGCCUGAGAGAGCGUUCCGGACACCGGAAUCAUUGCAGUUCCAACCUGAUCCUUCAGGACCCUGGGUGUGCUGCCGCUUUGAGGAAUAUCUGGGCGUGUCUAUCUGGGUGCUGGGAAGCGUUCUGGAGAAGUAUCGGGAGCUUGCGCAGAGAUACAAGAUGGCGUUAACACUGAUGGGAGAGGAGGAAACCCUUGAAAUGCAGAACCGGGCGGCGACAUUUGAUCACGACGAUGAGUGGGAGAUUCGGACAGGGGAACAGUAUGAUGUGAAGGUGAAGGAAUCGACGCUGUACCCUGAGAUGGUUCAACAGGUUUGGAAAGAUAUGUACCAGCAGUAUCACCAUCAACAUCAGCAGCAGCAAUAUCAGCAACACCAGCCGCCACACCGUCCUUCGUCCCAGCUCUUGUCACAGCAGCAGCAGGCUGCCGUGCCUCCGCAUAUGACGAACCGUGUGGCGACUUAUGAAGAAUACCAGAAAAGUCGUUGGCAAGCUGCGGACUCUAGACGCGAAAGCUAUCCAGCUCUACUACCAUCGUCGUCGGCUGCGGCGCAUCACUAUGACGAUCAUUAUUAUCAGGGAGAAUACCAUCCACAGUCCCAAUAUCAGCAGCAACAUCGAUUACCGCAGAACGCGCAUCAGAGCUAUAUUAACCACUGCGAGGACCUGUCGAGUGGACCAUCAUCCCCGAACUCGGUGCACCAGGAUGAUUGUUUCCAAGAGGAUGUCCAAUCGAACGACUCAGCGGCUUCGACCCCACGGCAGCACUAUCGUCACCAUCAGAAUCAGGACCAGAAUCAGAAUCAUCCAUACCAUUAUCAGGAAGGAUCUUCGAACCCGAGUGCUAGCGGUAGCAGUGGUGAUGCGAACAUGCACCGCCGCAUCUCGAUUGCUGAGCUGUGUAACCCGAUGCAGAGUCUUGCGACGGCGCGCGAACGAGAUUACUAGAAAAUAUUGUACCAUCCAAGCACGAUUGGCAUUUGUAGUUCUUUAAUAACAAUCCAAG